CACGGCCAUGUUACGUCUGCACCGCCGUUUGGGCUCUCAGGCACCCGCUACUCAGAGCCCUGUUAUCCGGCGCCGGGAACCACGAGCCAGCCAGCACCGCGGGUCCUGCAGCGGCCUCCGCCCUUCGCAGGCGGCCCAGGCAACCCCGUCUCGCCCAGGCGUUAGGAGACGCGCAGCGGAACACCGGCGGUCCUAGCCCCUCCCCGGCUCCGCAUCCCCGUACGACCCGCCUCUCAGAUCCCGGCCGGGGCUCCCGGGCGCGCCGCGGCGGGGCGGGGCCUUCUGGCAGUUUCUGGGAGCUGCAAACGCGCCUCUCCAGGGCUUGGCGGCCGGAAACGCCGGCUUCGGACCUGCAGCGCCUUGGGCUUUACGUGUUUUCCACCCAGUCUGCGCCGCCUGCGCCUCCAUGGCCAAGUGGGGCCAGGGGGACCCGCGCUGGAUCGUGGAGGAGCGGGAGGACGGGACCAACGUGAACAACUGGCAUUGGUGCGGCCGGCAGGGUGGCGCGGCCGGCGGCGGCCUCCUUCCGGGAUCUGGGGAGGGCCGGCCCGCGGGAGCUGGGGUCUGUGCGGGGCCGCAGGGUCGCGGGGGUCAGGGUACUAGGGGGCCACGCUCCUCCUCAGCUGCUGGACGCAGGGCUCGGCCUCCGCCUCAGCUCGGGAGCGUCCUUGGGACAGAGCGGGAUGCUACCAGCUGGUCCAAAGGGAAGUUCCAGGACCUCCUGGUGGGCAUCGUUGUGGAGAAUGACGCUGGCCGUGGUGAGAUCAGCGAGUUGAAGCAGGUGGAAGGGGAGGCUUCGUGCAGUAGUCGCAAAGGAAAGCUGAUUUUCUUCUAUGAGUGGUAUAUCAAACUGGGCUGGAAAGGCAUCGUUAAAGAAUCUGGAGUGAAGCACAAGGGAUUGAUUGAAAUACCCAAUCUUUCUGAGGAAAAUGAAGUAGAUGACACUGAGGUGAACGUGAGUAAAAAGAAAGGAGAUGGGGAUAUACUGAAGGAUCUUAUGAAAACUGCAGGCACCGCCAAGGUCAGGCAGGCCCUUGGAGAUUACCUGAAGGCACUUAAGACGGAAUUUACAACGGGAAUGAUUUUACCAACGAAAGCUAUGGCAACCCAGGAAUUGACUGUCAAAAGAAAACCGAGUGAGAAUACCCUGCAGGUUCAGGCCUCAUCUCCAGUGGCACUGGGUGUAAGGAUUCCCACUGUGGCUCUUCACAUGAUGGAACUGUUUGACACAAGUGUAGAGCAGCUGUAUAGCAUCUUCACUGUGAAGGAUUUGGUGCAAAAGUUUUCUAAAUCUACUGCUGUAUUAGAAGCUGAAAAGGGAGGGAAAUUCCAGAUGUUUGAUGGGAACAUCACUGGUGAAUAUCUAGAAUUGUUAACAAAUAAGAAGAUCGUCAUGAAAUGGAGAUGUAGGAACUGGCCAGAAGGGCAAACGGAAUUACAAUUGGACUGUAAAGGAGUUCCUGUCUGUAAAGAAGAGAACAUGAAAUUCUGUUGGCAGAAGCAGCAUUUUGAAGAAAUAAAAGGUUUACUGCAGCUGACCCCCCCAAAUGGUUGAAUUAAAAUUUUAUAAGGCAUUACUUUUUGUACGCAGAAGUGUCACAUUGACCCUCUUCGCUAUGUACCUUUUUUUUUUUUAAAAAAAGGACCAUCUUUAUUUUAUAUUGGAUGAAAUCUGUGAAUGUAUACACAAUUUAAAGCAUUGACUCUUUAUUAUAACUAGACACUACACUGAGUUAAAAGUAGCAAACAACCUGAAAUUAGGUAUUAACCUGACCUUCCAUAGCUAUUCCUCUAGAAAUAGGUAAGUCAGUCCCGAGUGUAGAUAGUUGGUUUCCCAAACUGAAGCUUGUCCUACAGCAAGCUUGCUUGCAGUUGUACUUUUAGUUCAAGAUGACAAAAAAUGGCAGGUUGACACUAUUCCUUUAUUUUUACUUAGGGUUUUUAAGGUGUGUAUAUCUUAGGUAGUAAAACAGUGGUAUAUUGCAUUCAAAAGCAUGUUGAUGGGGUUUUGCUCCACUUCUUCCUGCUGUGGUUUUACACUUUGGGGUGGAAAGGAUUGAGAAGUCUGUGGGGACACAUUAAUUUUGUAGACUGCUGGUAACACUUCCAGUGAAACAGCAUAUAAUGGGUAAGUGUUCCCCCUCGUUCACGGUUUUUCACUACUUUCACCUGAGAAGACUGAAGCAACGUAUGUAAACAAAUGAAAAGUCAUCACAAUCAGUUUAAUUAAGUGCACAGAAUAGCAAUCAGUCAUGUCAAUAAAAAUAAAACAAUUAUUUUUA
Molecule: messenger RNA, 2282 nt
Organism: Rhinopithecus roxellana (golden snub-nosed monkey)
Lineage: Eukaryota; Metazoa; Chordata; Mammalia; Primates; Cercopithecidae
Gene: AHSA2P
Product: activator of HSP90 ATPase homolog 2, pseudogene
Exons: 9
Coding region: 407-1555 (382 amino acids)
Biological process (GO): positive regulation of ATP-dependent activity; protein folding
Cellular component (GO): cytosol
Molecular function (GO): ATPase activator activity; protein-folding chaperone binding
Source: RefSeq, a predicted model, not a curated record